AGUUAGGUCGUAUACAUAACUGAAACGUCUUUGUAGAUUAGGUCUUGGCCCAUUCAAGCUCUAAUGGGCUGUUGUGGUUGAAUUUUACACCACGAAAAAAAAUAUUUGUCAGACGCCAACGAAGCCCAUCUAAUUCCUCCCUUUAUAUAUAUCGGACGCCAACGCGGCAAUGGUAAUUUGUUCGCUUCAAUCAAAAUUCAAAACCCUAGUCGUCGAUAUCGAGAGAUCCAACCAACUCUGCUUAUCUGAAAAGUUGUAUUUGCGAUUACGGCCGUGUUCCUCUCUCUCUACUCUAGGUUUUCAAUGGAGGCUGUUCCCCCUAUUAAUAAGUGCAGUGGAACGGAUGAACUUGCCUCUUGGUUUUGCUCAGAAUGCGAUAUUUCUGGCAAAGGCUUUGAAACUUGCUUCAGGCAUCUCAAAUCUCAUGCACUGGAAGAGGAGGAGGCCAUAGAUGCAACACUAAGUGAGUGUCAUGAGAGAUACAACGAGGUGGUUGUUGACGGAGUUCCGGAUUCCCUUGAUUAUCAUCUGGAGCAGCAAUGGAUGACGGAUGACUAUCAUGCGGGUGUAACAGCAGUCCUUUGGGACAUCAAGAGGUGUCCUGUUCCCCCUGACUGUGAUGCUCGUCUGGUCGGUCCGUGUAUUACUGAGUAUUUCGAGGAUUUAGGCUACUCCGGUCCUAUCAACAUCUAUGCCUUUGGCCAACUAACAGACGUCCCUGAUGACGUCCUGCGAGCAGUCUCGUCCACUGGAAUCAGUCUUAACCACAUCACCUUCAAAACAGAUUCCGCAGACAUUAUGCAUCUCAUGGCUUGCUGGACCUGUUUGAAUCCACGUCCAGCUACCAUUAUGUUUAUAUGCCCUUAUUCGAAAGUCUCAAAGAACGAUAUGAACCAUCUAGAAGAAAAGUGGGGAUGCCACGUUAUUAAGCAGUUUACAUAUGAUUCUCCUGGUUCUCAGUCCUACUUUGGAAACUUUCUUCGUCUGGAAGAUGAUUCAGGGACUCUUGCGGAGGAUAAGUGCAGUGAAACGGGUGAACAUGCCUCCUGUGCUUGCCUAGUAUGCAAUAUUUCUGGCAAAGGCUUUGAAAAUUUCACCAUGCAUCUCAAAACUCAUGCACUGGAGGAAGAGGAAACGUUGGCUGAACAUUUUGGGCAUGUACACAUAGUUGCAACACCAAGUGUGUGUCAUGAGAGACAUUACAAGGAGGUAGUUGAAGCCGGAGUUGAGGAGGCUUCCCUUGAUUCUCAUCCGGAGAAUGCUACUACCAUGGUGAAGAAGCAACAGUAGCAGCAUUGUUGCGUAAAAAAAUGGUGAAUGUGUUGUUUAAUUCUUGUGCUUAUUUCAAGUCUCGUCUUUUAAGUUAACUAUACUUCAUAUAUAUGGAGAUCCGACAUUGUUAACUGGAUAGUAUUUCUCAAAUGAUCAAUAAUGUGA
Molecule: messenger RNA, 1437 nt
Organism: Arabidopsis lyrata subsp. lyrata
Lineage: Eukaryota; Viridiplantae; Streptophyta; Magnoliopsida; Brassicales; Brassicaceae
Exons: 8
Coding region: 304-1290 (328 amino acids)
Biological process (GO): regulation of gene expression
Cellular component (GO): peroxisome
Molecular function (GO): RNA nuclease activity
Source: RefSeq, a predicted model, not a curated record